Aureobasidium namibiae CBS 147.97 is the source of this 1425-nucleotide messenger RNA. RefSeq lists its product as uncharacterized. Gene Ontology annotation, biological process: amino acid transmembrane transport. Lineage: Eukaryota; Fungi; Ascomycota; Dothideomycetes; Dothideales; Saccotheciaceae. Bases 1 to 1425 code for a protein of 474 amino acids. Gene Ontology annotation, molecular function: amino acid transmembrane transporter activity. The record is from RefSeq and is a predicted model, not a curated record. Gene Ontology annotation, cellular component: vacuolar membrane. The transcript has 3 exons.
AUGUCGCGCGCAAAUGAUAUCAAUGGGGAGGAGAAGCAGGUGUACGAUUCUAAGGUCAACGACAUACCCAGCGAUGGAGAGUCCUCUAUCGAUACCAUCACGGCGCUUGUCAACGAAGAUCACGCCCAUGAGAUCUCCCUCCGUACUAUGUCAUGGCAGAAGUGCGCAUGGCUUCUUUGUGGAGAUCAAGUAUGCCUUGCAAUAAUGGCACAAUCUUGGUCCCUCUCCGUCCUCGGCUGGGUGCCAGGCAUAAUCACCAUGAUCGUCUCCGGAAUUCUCUUCUACAUCACCUCUCUCACCAUGCACAAGUUCAUCAUGAAGAAUCCUUCCAUCAGGGACAUCUGCGACUUCGGAUACUACGCCUUUGGCAAGAGCAGGGUCGCCUAUCAUGCAACAUCGGUACUACUUUUACUGAACAACGUAAUGCUAAUUGGUUUUCACGUCUUGACUGGAGCCAAGGUCCUCAACACUCUUUCGGACCACAGUCUUUGUACCGUAAUCUUCUCGGUCAUUGUAACUAUUAUGGGCGUGGUCAUGAGCAUACCGAGAACGCUGAAGCAUGUCUCAUUCAUGAGCAUGUUUAGUGCUGCUUGCAUGGGCAUUGCCAUCUUGCUCUUCCUGGUGUUCGCAGGAAUUGAGGAUGCUCCUGGAUAUGGUUACAAUGGUACCUACCCCAAGGCUGGUCCCGUCAAGACAUACGCGUUUCCCCCGGCUGGAACUACCUGGGUCGCCUGCAUGAACGCUGUUUUGAACAUUACGUUCCUCUGGGUUCCUCAAAUUCUUUUUCCCACAUUUAUCUCUGAAAUGGAGAGACCACAGGACUUCCCCAAGUCCCUGGCAGUGCUGGCAGGCAUUUCCACAUUCCUCUUUAUCGUUCCCCCAGCUAUUGGUUUCAGAUACCUUGGACAAUACGCCACUGCUCCUGCAUUCGGAUCCCUCGGCGUUGUGGCAUACAAGAAGGCUUCAUUCUCGUUCGUCAUUGUGCCUACCCUGGUCAUUGGUGUCAUUUACGCAAAUGUGUCGGCCAAGUUUGUCUUCAACCGCAUCAUGGGCAAGUCUCGCCACGCCCACUCUAACACAGUCAUUGGAUGGGGAGUCUGGGUAGCCGUCAUGGCAGUCAUCUGGUUCAUCGCCUUCAUCUUUGCCGAGGUUAUCCCCAGCAUGGGCGAUUUCCUAUCUCUGUUGGGCGCGGCAUUCGAUUCCUUCUUCGGGUUCAUCUUCUUUGCCGUGGCAUAUUGGCAGAUGAACAGUGGAAGACUGUUCGAUGGCGCCAAGAGAAGUGUCAUGACUGUCAUUCAUAUAUUUGUUAUGGUUUGUGGACUUUUCUUGCUGGGACCUGGGUUGUAUGCUGCUGUGGAGGCUAUCAUGGAUGACUAUGCGGGUAGCACUCGUCCCGCGUUUGCUUGUGCGAAUCUGUCGAUUUAG